UACCGGCUUAGGGAAGCCACACAGGUAAACACUGUCGUGAGUGGGGCCAGGAGUUUUCCCUCACCAUUUCAUCUGACCAGGACAAACUCUGAGCCCCAUUCAUAGGUAAAGUAUGUAAAGUUGGCUAUUUGUAGAGAUUUGUUUUUCUGAUGUGACUUUGACCAACACAGAGCAGCUCUCAGUUCAUGAGACAUGCCAAGAGGAGGAAGCUGACAGUAGAGGACUUCAACAGAGCACUGCGCUGGAGCAAUGUGGAGGUGCAAAAAUACUCUGUUUUAUUGAAUGUAUACAUGCAUUGAGUGUACAAAACAUUAGGAACACCUUCCUACUAUUGAGUUGCACCACCUUUUGCCCUCAGAACAGCCUCAUUUCGUCGGGGCAUGGACUCUACAAGGUGUCGAAAGCAUUCCACAGGGAUGCUGGCCCAUGUUGACUCCAAUGCUUCCCACAGUUGUGUCAAGUUGGCUGGAUGUCCUUUGGGUGGUGGACCAUUCUUGAUACACACAGGAAACUGUUGAUUGUGGAAAAGCCCAGCAGUGUUGCAGUUCUUGACACAAACCGGUGCUCCUGGCACCUACUACCAUACCCAGUUCAAAGGCACUACAAUCUUUUGUCUUGCCCACCCUCUGAAUGGCACACAUACACAGUCCAUGUCUCAGUUGUCUCAAGGCUUAAAAAUCCUUCUUUAACCUGUCUCCUCCCCUUCAUCUACACAGAUUGAAGUCAAUUUAACAAGUGACAUCAAGAAGGGAUCAUAGCGUUCAGCUAGUCAGUCUGUCAUUGAAAGAGCAGGUGUUCCUAAUGUUUUUUACACUGUGUAUACAUAAUGUGAGCCUGUUUCAACUGAAUCCUUAUUGCUGGGUGAUGUCAAUCUUUAUUAUUGUGUUACUGUAACUGAACUCCUAUCUGUACUGUUCUCUUUUUGCCAGGCCAUAGCUGGCUACGGUGCGCAAGAUGCCCUACCUUUCCGACCGAUCAAGGAGGGCGACCUAUUCUUCGUGGAGGACCGUGAUAUCAACCUGGUUGAACUUGCCCUUGCCACCAACAUACCCAAGGGCUGUGCAGAGACCAUGGUGCGAGGUAUGACCGCCGAUGCCUGUUAUAGAAAUGCGUCUCACUGACUUACUAGUUACUAAGCCACCACCUGCAAAUCAAUAGUCGAAUCAAUACUAAUUCUACUUUAAGAGAUAUAGUACAAUAUAUGGUGACUAUGAUUUGUUCUCCUACUAGUGAAUGUGUCUUAUCUGGAUGGGAAAGGCAACCUGGAGCCUCAAGGUACAGGUAAGGGCUCAGAGUAAAUUUGAACAUUGAGUGAUAUUUACACCCAUGGCUUUUUGCAGAGUUGUCGAGCCCUCCUUUUACCCUCCUUCACAGUUCCCAGUGCUGUACAAACUCUCUCUGAGGAUCUGCUCAAGUACUACCAACAGAUCACCCGGGCCAUACUAGGAGAGGACCCACACCUUAUGAAGGUACAGUUUUCUCCUGGCAUCAACAUGUGAUAUAACUCUAUUGAUUGGAGAAACUGUUGAAAUCGAUCUAACUAUUUCUUCAUCAGGUGGCUUUGCUGGAUCUCCAGUCCAACUCCAAGAUUGCUGCCCUCCUGCCAUAUUUUGUAUAUGUCAUCAGUGGGGUAUGUUAUACUUACUUGAAACAUAACAAAUCAAAUGUUAUGGAUGUCACUUCAUGCAUUCAAUUGUCCAGUCGUUUAGUGCCUAUAGGGCACUGAGUUUUUCCUGACCAGGAGAAACUCUAGAAGACCCUAGUCAUACAGUAGCCUAUAACUAGGGCCUGGAUUUGAUCCUCGUCAGGAAAAAGACCUGACCCUGUCUUUACGAAAUGUAGCUAGUACUGUACUUUAUAUGUACCCCUCUCUCCGCUCUGCCCACCAGGUGAAGUCUGUGAGCCACGACCUGGAGCAGCUGAACCGUCUGCUGCACAUGGUGAAGAGUCUUGUGCAGAAUCCCUACCUGUACCUUGGCUCCUAUGUGCGCAGCCUGGUGUCCAGCGUCAUGUACUGCAUCCUGGAGCCGCUGGCCGCCUCCAUCAACCCCCUCAAUGACCACUGGACCUUAAGGGACUACGCAGCGCUGCUGCUCAGCCACAUCUUCUGGUAUGACUGACCACCCAUAAAGAUACACUAUAUAUACAGUACAUAUAUGUACAGUAUAAUGACUAGACUGUGGACAAAGCCCCUCAGACCAUGGCAGUUUGACUGAUACACUUAUAGGUUCAUGAAAAAACCAAAGGCCUGCACACUGUAAUGCUCCUAAUACCACCUUUGAAUAAUGUUUUGGUCCAAAGUGGACCAUCUUAGUCUCUGUAUGUGACACUGUCAACAACAGAAUCAUAGCCAUCUUCGAUCUAUUGUCUGUUGACGUAAUUCUCUCCUAAAACUGUGUCUUUGUCAGGACCCAUGGAGACCUGGUCAGUGGUCUGUACCACCAGAUUCUGCUGUCUCUGCAGAAGGUUCUGUCAGACCCGGUCCGCCCGCUGUGUUCUCACUAUGGAGCUGUAGUGGGGCUACACGCACUCGGAUGGAAGGUAACUACAUUUCCUCUACCUUGAUCAUCUUUGAAUGAGAGUAUAUUUUCUUUAAUUUAUCUGUUGGUUCAUUUUAGGAUCCUUGCCUUUGCUGAUCACUGUCUGUGUGUGUCUGUCUUUGUAGGCUGUUGAGCGAGUGUUAUAUCCCCACCUGCCAGCUUACUGGGCUAACCUGCAAGCUGUCCUGGAUGAUUACUCAGUCUCCAAUGCCCAGGUGAAAGCAGAUGGACACAAGGUCUACGGAGCCAUCCUGGUAAGUGCAGCAGACCAGUCACUGAGUGAAAUGUUUUAUGUUUUCUGUGAUGCGAACUAGAGAACGACCGAUAAUCGGCCAGGCUGAUAUAUCGGGCCGAUAUUGGCCUUUUCUAGUCUUUCGGCUAUCGGCCCUUCUCUAUUGGCUUUGUCGACAAUCCCUCUACAUAGUAAAGCUGCUGCUCUGCCAGCCGCCACUCACUGCCUGAGCCACGAGUACUGCACAAUGCUGAUGAAUGUCUAGCUGGGUAAAUCUGCAGCAAGCUAGCGCAUUCUCCAACAGAAAGGUGCAGUAUUGAUGAAUUGACACAAUUGACACAGUGACUCCUCUUGCAAAUAUUAGUUGAGUUAAUUAACUUCUAAUAAGGCUCAUGUCGAAGUGCCCGGACAUGCAUGCAAUAAGCAAGCUAUCUAAGCAGAUAGCUAUGUGAUCAGUUAGCAAAAAUUACUAUAACAAACCUUUAAUCUGUGGUGUUAGCUAGGUAGCUAGCUAUAUUAGCUACUAUGACAUUUGACUCAUUUAGCAGACCCUCUUAUCCUGAGCGACUUACAUUAGUGAGCGCAUACUUUUUCCUUACUAGUCCCCCAUGGGAAUCGAACCCAUAACACUGGCAUUGCAAGAACCAUGCUCUACCAACUGUGCUACACAGGACUGUACUAUGCUGGCUAGAUAAACAUGGUGCUAAGAUAUCAGCUAAUAGCCAACAUAACUAGCUAAUGUUAGCUGGUUCUCAUUUUUAACAUGCACCAUUUUCGGCAUUGCGGUGUAACGUUAGCUAUUUACUGGUGUGCUGAUCUGACCAGCAGCUAUCGUGUCUGUAAAUUGACAGUUGAUAGUCGGAUUAGAUUAUUAUCAUAAUGGGGAAAGAAGGAAGUGUAUUUAAAAUGCCUAAAUAAAGGUUGUCAAUAGGUUUAGCUACCUAAGAAUCUUCCUACAUGUUUAUGGACCAAGAAAGCUGUAGAUCUCUGCCCGUGUGUGCGUUCUCACUUCUCAAAUGAUGGUUUCUAGUUUCAUAAGCCCCCGUGAUCACAAAUCAUGACAUUAUGUUGGACCCAUUUGCAUUGAAUAAAUGUUAUUUUAUAUUCUCAAACUAACAGCAGUGCCUAUGUCCUUCCAUACAGGCGUGACACACUUGAGUGAUGCUUUUAUGCAAAUGUUGUUGAUCAGUAUGCUAAUAUAGUCCCAAAUGGAAGGCAAACAGAUUGUCAUCUGUAGCACCAUAGACUCCAUCUAUCAGUCAAAACAAGCUCAAUAACUCAAUGCUUGCACACACUCCUAUUGAAUAUGCAUUCACCUGUAUUUUGAGUAGGCCUAUGCCAUCUUAAUUAACCCAGUUUAUCAAGAGAUUUACCAUUCAAAUACAAUUAUUAUUAACAUUGUUGUUAAUGUAAUGUACAAAGUCAAAUGUAUUGUUUGAUUAAAAAAUAUCGGCCUAAAAUAUCGGCCUCCUUGACCCAAAUCGGUAUCGGCCCUAAAAAAUCCAUAUCGGCCGUUCUCUAAUGAAAACAAAGCUUUCCAAUGUAAUACAAGAGAUUCCCAAUAAUGUAUUGUUACGAAUUGCAUUUAUGUUGCGCCUUUCACCCGAUCUCAAAGCGCUUUAAAUGUAUAUAUUGGUAACGCUACCUAUCAACCACCACUGCACCCACAAAGUACCAAUCCCCUCUCUGUCCUGCAGGUGGCGGUGGAGCGCCUUCUGAAGAUGAAAGCUCUGUCUCUGUCCCAGCCAAGGGAGGGGAGCGGCAGCACCCAGCCGGGCUCUGGGGGCGUGAUGGGUUUCAGGGUGAGUUCCCCCGGGCUCAGCCCCCCUCCAGAGCCCCUCUCCGAGGCCGCCCUGGGCAUCGCCAGCCACCUGCAGGGACCUGGGGGGGCCGGCACCCCCUGGGAUGACUGGACCCCCGUCCCCUUGCCCGCCAUGUACUGUGAGCUCUACUCCUUCUUCGGCGACAGCCUGGCGGUGCGCUUCAGCACGGGCCCCAGCUUGGGAGGUUUCCCCCCUUCAGCCCCCUCCCAACCCCCUGAUACGAGGAAGGAGCCCCCUGGUCCCGCUGCCAACCCAGACACCACGCGCAAGAUGCCCCAGCUCACUGCUAACCUCAACAUCAGCCCCCGGCAAGACGGGAGCCCUCGCACCGAGCCCGCCCCACCCAGUCUAGCUGCCACUGCUCCAGGAAGGUAAUGUAGCAUCUGUGGGACUAGUUAAAAAGGCACAACUCUCACUCUUAAAGUAAAAAAUUAACUUUAUUUAUUUAGAUUGCGUACAUAAAUGUACAAUUUACAAUGCAAAUAAAUAAUAAUAUCUAUCUCAUCUUACCCAUUGUCCACAUUGCUUAGUAGUCAAAAAAUGCUAAUGUUAAGAAGUGAUAAUGAGUGAUGUGAUCAGAGCGGGUGUCUCGCAGACCAUAGAUAUCCUGUUUAAACCACACCAUAGAGAAACGGGAGAAAGAAAGACAACCAGACAGACACCAGCUUUCUGUCUGGACCAGCUAACACUCCACACACCUUUUAGGAUUUAAAAAAAUAUUAAAUCAGGAACCACACCUGUGUGGAAGCACCUGUUUUCAAUAUACUUUGUAUCCCUCAUUUACUCAAGUGUUUCUUUUAUUUUGGCAGUUACCUGUACCACUUGAAGGCUGAAGUUAUUUAGCUGCUAUAACUAACAUGUUCCUUUUACCUCCUCUCUAUUUCCUUGUCUCAGGUCCCUGGCUCGCUCUUCCUCCUCAUCCUCCAUCCAGCGCAGAAACUCCUCCUCCCGGCCGGGACAGCGCUCAGCGGGUCCAUCCCGCGACGUGUUCACCAAGGCCCGUUUCCCCCCUCCUCAUCCCGGACCCCCCACCUUCUCCUUCCUCAUCGGGGGGCGUCAGAUGGGCCGGCGCUGCCAGGGGCGGCGCUUCCAGACCAGCUUCAGCCCUCCCCCACCCCUGUCCACCGUACCGCCCCGUGCCUACGCCCACAAGCUGCCCGUCAUCGGGAGGGUGGGCAAGCCAGUGCGCCGCUGGACCUGCUCCCACUACUCCCUGCACCUGCCCCUCUGAGAGAAAAGAGAGACUAUGGUUGAGGGUCAAGGGUCAAGGCCUUAGAACAUGCUGAGGCUACCUCACUGCUCAGUAGUGCAAGUGGAGUUCCCUAUAUCCUCCCUCCCUAUACAGCCUGUGACAUAAGAGGUAGACUAUGCCUAGACGAAAAGCACAUUAGGCGGGAGGGACCCUACUAGAGCCACAUAAGAGAGACUGACUCACAUACACCACUCCAAGCCCUAAUGCUGCUUUCAAAACAACUGGGAACUUGGAA
Coregonus sp. 'balchen' is the source of this 6082-nucleotide messenger RNA. The record is from the annotation of a GenBank genome assembly. NCBI's taxonomy places the organism in Eukaryota, Metazoa, Chordata, Actinopteri, Salmoniformes, Salmonidae.